GCAACGUCAUGCCAAACUCAAAACCUCACCCUACGAGGCGAGAGCGAGCACGGAGGCAGAGGCGCAGACAGACCGGAGCUUCGGAGUACAUCUGUGAAUAACAGACACACUGCAUGAUGCGUGAGUACAAGUUGGUGGUCCUCGGCUCUGGAGGUGUUGGCAAGUCCGCUCUGACUGUCCAGUUUGUUCAAGGGAUUUUCGUGGAGAAGUAUGAUCCCACAAUAGAAGACUCGUACAGAAAGCAAGUGGAGGUGGAUGGCCAGCAGUGUAUGCUGGAGAUCCUGGACACUGCAGGGACGGAACAAUUCACAGCCAUGAGGGAUCUGUACAUGAAGAACGGCCAGGGCUUCGCACUAGUAUACUCCAUAACUGCACAGUCCACAUUCAACGACCUGCAGGACUUGAGGGAACAGAUCUUGCGAGUUAAAGACACUGACGACGUGCCGAUGAUCCUGGUGGGGAACAAGUGUGAUCUGGAGGACGAGCGGGUGGUGGGCAAAGAGCAGGGGCAGAACCUGGCUCGUCAAUGGAACAGCUGCGCCUUCCUGGAGUCCUCUGCAAAGUCCAAGAUUAACGUCAAUGAGAUCUUCUAUGACCUGGUCCGGCAAAUCAACAGGAAAACCCCAGUACCUGGAAAGCCACGCAAAAAGUCCAACUGCCAGCUGCUCUAAUACACAGCUGUUGUGUCGCUCUGAGCCAGGUCUGAUUUGCUGCUGUAUCUUUCAGCAGUGCCAGCAUUCCGACGUUACUAAAACCUAACAUUGAAUGGACUUUCCUGUGUGGUGAUGCCCCUUUAACAAAAUCGACCAAGCAAACAAACCAACCAAACUACAAAACUACAGUAUCACCCUAGUUUUUUUUGCACAUAAAUAACCAUGAUCACUUUCAAGAGUCGCAAGAGAGAGAUUUUUACUUAUAAAUAAAUAUAUAUUCUAACUGUAUGCAACUGAAAUAGAAAAAUAAUUACAUGGAUAAGUGAAUAAAGAGCUAAAGAAUUUUAAAAACACAGCGCCUACACACAGUGUUAUUGCUAACGGAGACAGCUACCGUUGGAAAUGUAAGAAGAGGGUGUCGAACCUGACUGUGCACGUUGCCAUGGCAAUUACAAUGAUGCGAUAUUUAUAAGCACCACUAUUUUAGCCAGAGAUGAGAGGAAGUCCAAAGAGCGCCUAUAUAGUCCAUUUCAUACAGCUAACUUUGCUCCUUGGUUUCUGUGCAUUUCUGUUUGUCAUUUUUGUCUUUGGUAACUAUUUGUUGCUUUUUAUUUUCUUUAUUUUCUUCUUUAUUUUCCUUCUCUCCUGCAUUUUCUCUUUUUACUAGAUUUUUGCUCUGCCAAGAUGGUGUAUCACAAGAACCAUUGAUAUGAUUAUCUUUAGGAAAACCUGUGGAUACAGUGAUGUACGUGUAAAAAGUAAAAAAAAAUAUAUAUGAUUUUUCUGUCACUAUCAUGUUGUCCUUAGCCUCAAAUGUUGCCUUCAAAUAUGUUAGCGCUUGUUUCUUUGAGAUGAAUCCAACUAAGAAAAAACACCACAAUCCAUUUCUCAUGCCAGGUUUCUUGGUUUGUUUGCAAAGAUGUUUGUGCAGUUGUAGGGCGGUGUUUCAAAAGGUGGUGCUGUUGAAAGGGACUUAGCAUUUUAGGAUUCACCAGUGAGAGACAUGGAAGUGUGCUACAUCAUAAUGUAGCCUGCCUCUUUCAGAAACCACUUCUCAUUGGCUGAACUAAAGCUAAAUAAAUGAUCCAUUUGCCUGUUAGAGGAUUACCCUACUACAGGAAGUAUACAGUGGAAAAACUUGAAGGUUUUAACACAGAAAAUGGGACAAGCGUCAUGAGUAGUGAUGUCAGUCUUUGCACUCCAGUACACUUACUGUAUGUAAAUUCUGUUCCCGUGCCCGUCUCCUUGCCUGCUAAUGCAUCUGGUACCCUGAGGAUUUAAAAACAAGAUAUUGGACCCUGUCAGUAGAAAGAGAGGGAGAGGGAGAGGGAGAGAGUGAGAAAAAAAGAAUUGCCUGUUAGUGACUGUUUCACCUUUGUAAUACUUGGUUUGACCUGUUUUCUGUCUGCGUUCCUGUGGGGUUAACUGUAGUGAAUGUUGGGGUGGGGACCUUGUGUUUCUGAGCAUGGGAAAAAAAGGGAACAAUAGAAAAAUGACCAUAUUGUACCAAGUGCAGUCAUAUGAGGCAUUCAUAAAGCAUUCAUAGGAUGAACUGUGCAGCACAAUGACAAAGCGCUCACCUGCGAUGUCUGUCCUGGCAUCAAAAUUCAUGUUUUGCAUUUUGAGACUGAAUAUAAUAUACAAUAUACUGUAUGUGCAUAAUGAAUGCUUUAUGCAUGUGUUAUGGGGUCUCGCUCAGUAUAAAAUGUGACAACACUUGGUUAAUCGGGCCAUAUUCAAGGCAAUGCUGAAUCAGUGAUAGAUACAGGCUAACAUGAACAUUGUGUCUACUCCUGUAAGCAAAUGCUUUGUUGCAGUUUUGUUUAUAAACAAAAACAUAAGACAUUUCCUUGAUAUUAAAACCAUGACCUGAGAGUGAGUCACAGGAUUUGAAAUGCAACAUCUGCGUAAUAGUAGGGUGGGAGGGGAGGGAGGGAUGGGUGGCCAAAUGUAAACUUAAAAGCCUUAAUUAAAGUGGUGCAAUUUUGUAUAACCAAGCAUCUGUAGUUCAAUAAAAAAAUUGGAUUGCCAUAAAAGGGCUUGCAAGAAGCCAAUUUUGCCACUUGGAUGUUUGUGUAUUGUUUCAGUUUUUCUGUCAAUAAAACAAAAACGGUUAACAUUU
Messenger RNA from Electrophorus electricus (electric eel), 2775 nucleotides. RefSeq names its product RAP1B, member of RAS oncogene family (gene rap1b). NCBI's taxonomy places the organism in Eukaryota, Metazoa, Chordata, Actinopteri, Gymnotiformes, Gymnotidae. Gene Ontology annotation, biological process: Rap protein signal transduction. Gene Ontology annotation, cellular component: membrane. Gene Ontology annotation, molecular function: GTPase activity; GTP binding. The record is from RefSeq and is a predicted model, not a curated record.